AUGGAAAAAGACUUAAUCCUGAAAUCAGGAGAUAUUGUAGGCAAGUCAUAUGCAGAACUAGGCUACCAGAGUCUACGUAGCUUAGGUAAUGAGAUAAAGGAGCUGAUUGAUCAAAGAAAAAUUCCUAAGGAGCCCUGGCAGAAUGUUACUAUUAAGAUCUUCCUAGCUCAAAUCGCAGCAAUGGACAGUAAUAAUUAUAAGAACAACUGUGGUGUUGGAGAAAGAGAAGGAAGAAUUUACUCUGAGUUUGUCAGAGAACGCAAUUUUGAUCUAGCUCAUGGAAUUGGUAGAUCUGGAGAUGUUAAUGCUAUCCAACCAAAAGCGAUAGGAUCUUCUCUUGUAGUUCAGCUUACAAAAUUCCUUACUCUUCACGCUUUUAAAAUAAUGGGCCUAAAUUGAAUCAAGGAUGCUUUAGUAUUACCCUUAGCGACGGGUAUGUCUUUGUCGCUGACCUUGCUCACUCUCAAAGAUCAAUAUCCGGAAAGAGAAUAUGUAAUAUUCUCCAGAAUUGAUCAGAAAACUUGCUUAAAGGCUAUUAAAACAGCAAACCUCACUCCUAUAGUAGUUGAUCCUAUAGAAGAUGGAGAUGAGUUGAUCACAGAUGUAGAGCAGAUUGAGAAAAUUCUUGACGAAAGAUCAUCAGAGAUCCUUUGAGUAUAUUGCACUACAAGCUGCUUUGCUCCCAGGGGCUAUGACAAGAUCAUCGAAGUAGCUCAACUGUGUAAAUAAGUACGAAACUCCUCAUUUUAUCAACAAUGCUUAUGGCCUACAAUGUGGAAGAGUCAGUAACGACAUCAAUUUGGCUGUGAAGAAAGGUAGAGUCGACGUAUUAAUCAGCUCAACUGAUAAGAAUUUUAUGGUCCCUGUAGGCGGAUCUAUCAUCUAUGGACCUAAGAAGAAAGAUAUUGUAGAGAAAGUCAACAAAAACUAUCCAGGGAGAGCAUCAGGCAGUGCUGUGAUUGACCUCUUUCUUACUCUUUUACAGAUGGGAGAGGAUAACCUCAGAGCAUUGUUAAAAGAACGCAAGGAAAAUUUUAAGUAUCUAUUUGAGAACAUCCAGACUGUGCUAGAGAAAUAUGGAGAAAGAGUACUUAUUUCAAAGAACAACAAAAUUUCAAUGGCAUGUACACUCAAAAAUCUCCCAGACGGCUAUGACCCAACCUUCUUCGGAUCGUAUAUGUUUUCAAGAAGAGUAUCAGGCUUGAGGGUGCUAAAAGCAGGUCCUGAAAAAGAAGUUGGUGGUGUGAAAUUCAAGAACUACGGAUCUCAUUCAGAUAAUUAUUCUCAUUUGCCGUUUUUCACAGUAGCAGCUGCCAUUGGGGGUACUCAGAAAGAGAUAGAUGUCUUCUUAAAAAGAUUAGACGAAGCCCUGGCUAAGAUUCAUAGUAAACCUGACCAUGUAGAACCAGAAGAAAGUAAAGAGGACUGUAAAGAACCAAAUUAGCAAGUUCAAUCUA
Messenger RNA from Moneuplotes crassus, 1457 nucleotides. The record is from the annotation of a GenBank genome assembly. Lineage: Eukaryota; Ciliophora; Spirotrichea; Euplotida; Euplotidae.